ACAGUAAAUCCGGAUGGUUUACAAGUCGGUUGUAGGCGGAUUUAAGCUCGUGACCGUGGCGUGUGUGAGACGCUGAUCUGAGCUCAGAGGGUUUAUUACAGAGACAGUAAACUUCUGUGUGAGGUUUAAGUCUGGUUCAGUCUGUAGUGUGUCAGCUGGAAUGUCGAGCAGGAAACCAACACACAGGUGGAUGGGUGAGCUGUCAGUCUGAGAGAGAGAGUUAAAGGUUUCCUCAGAAUAGAGACGUCUCUGGUUCCUUUAGAAGAUCGCGGUACACGUCAUGUCGAACUCGGGUGUAAACGAGAACACUCCUCUGUUGGAGAGCUCGGGGAGUUUUUACAGGUCGGAGUCGGUUUUCCGAGGGCGGCGUCUGGCCUGCGCCGCCAUCCUGCUGGCCGAGUCUCUGGAGCGUGUGGCUUUUUACGGCAUCACCUCCAACCUGGUGCUGUUCCUGAACGGCAGCCCGUUCUACUGGGAGGGCACGUUAGCCAGCCAGGCGCCGCUCAUCUUCAUGGGUGUGACUUAUCUGGUGUCUCCGUUCGGCGGCUGGUUGGCAGACGCCUGCCUCGGAAAAUUUUGCACCAUCGCAGGGAGUUUUGUUUUGUAUUUACUGGGGAUGCUGCUCUUCCCCUUCGUGUCCAGUGACAACACCCGGGUGGGGCUGUGUGGAGAGGAGAUGGCGUUUCCUGUCCAGCCGGUCGAGUGUUAUAACACGAACGUGUCACUUCCUGCCAACAUCAGCUGUCCGACCCGGAAGGCCUACUGCAGUCCUGUAAUCUACACGGGCCUGGUGCUGGUGGCUCUGGGAGUCGGAGCGGUGAAGUCCAACAUCACACCGUUCGGAGCAGAUCAGGUGAAGGAUCGCGGUCCCGAAGCGACGAGACGUUUCUUUAACUGGUUUUACUGGUGCAUUAAUCUGGGUGCGAUCGUGUCCCUGGGUGGUGUCGCCUACAUCCAGCAGAAUAUCAGCUUCUCUUUGGGUUUCUCCAUCCCCGCCGGCUGUCUGGGAGUCUCACUGAUCAUCUUCCUCCUGGGACGCACCGUCUUCAUCACCAAACCACCAGACGGCAGCGCGUUCACACACUUGGUGAAAAUCCUGGGAUCAGCCUGCUGUGGAGGACCUGCAGAACCUCAACUGCUCAGGCCAAAGCCGAGUCUGCUGGACGGAGCGAAGCUGACGUAUGGAGGGAGAUUCUCUGAAGAGAAAGUAGACGAAGUGAAAUCACUGCUGAAAAUCCUGCCUGUGUUUCUGGCUCUCAUCCCUUACUGGACCGUCUACUUCCAGAUGCAGACGACAUAUUACCUGCAGAGCCUCCACCUGCUCAUCCCCGGCACUGAGGCCCAGAACUCCACAGAGCUGCAGCAGACACACUUCACAUUGCCUGCUGCCUGGUUGACGAUGGUGGACGCCGUGUUGAUCCUGAUCCUGAUUCCUCUGAAGGAUAAAGUUGUUGAUCCGAUGCUGAAGCGCAGAGGCCUGCUGCCGUCCUCACUGAAGAGGAUCGCCGUCGGAAUGUUCUUCGUCAUGUGCUCUGCCAUCGCCGCUGGUAUUUUGGAGACAAAGAGGUUGGAGAUCGUUCACACUCAGGAGCCGAUCAGUCAGGAACUCGGUGGAGUGACGUAUUACGCUGCCAACCUGCCCAUAUGGUGGCAAAUCCCUCAGUACGUCCUCAUCGGCAUCAGUGAGAUCUUCGCCAGUAUCGCAGGGUUGGAGUUUGCGUACUCGGCGGCUCCUCGCUCCAUGCAGAGUGCUAUAAUGGGUCUGUUCUUCUUCUUCUCUGGUAUCGGCUCGUUCGUGGGCUCCGGGCUGCUCGCCAUCGUCGCUCUCAAACCCAUUGGAUGGAUGUCUUCACACCAGGAUUUUGGAAACAUCAACAACUGCUCACUGAAUUAUUAUUUCUUCCUCCUGGCUGGGAUUCAGGGCAUCACACUCCUCGUCUUCCUCAUCGUCUCGGUCAAAUAUGAUAGGCAGAAAUCCAAAGUGAACCACAGGUCCUCGUUCAACUCCUGACACCCCCCCCCCACACACACACACACCCCCACACACACCCACAAACCCAUCCACACACACACACACACACACACACACACACUGCGGAUUUCCCAGCAUGCCUUAGCAGAACCCUGUCACACUACCCACCUGCAGUUAUUUAUAUAUUUAACGUUCGGAUCUUCAGUCGUUCAGUAAAGAGAAUCACGUCCAACUGACUGGAGAUCAGAUUUAUAAUGUAUGAGUUUGGGGCUUCUGUGUUUCCUCUGUUUAACAUCAACAGAGUAACAGAUCCUGGGGCAGUCUCAGGACCGGAGAGCCGUAAUGUGUCCUGCGCCUCAGCAGCAGAGCUACAAAUCAAAGCCCGUCUUUCUGCUUCAGACGCUAAAUAUUCUCAUUUAAAUAAAAAAAAAAAAAAAAAACUCUUUAAAAUAGCAAACAAAAAAAAAACAAACAAAAAUCCGCAUCACUUUGUAGAAACCGAAAUGAAAAAUUUCUGAUGAUGAUGAAGGUGAACGUUCCUUCGUCAGUUUGUAAACUGCUCACUGCUCUGUAAACAAAGAUGGCCGCCUUUUAUAGCUACGUUCGCUCCGGUGUUAAAUUAACGAAGGACGUUUCAGACUUUUUUUUUAAAUGUCUCUUGCCAGUCUGUUUGUGUCCGGUGUUAAUCUGGACAUCUGAUUUUUAUUAUUUUUGAAUAUAAAUAUAUAAAAUAAACCGUGUGUAAGAUUUAGCACUUAUCCACAUGACCAUGGGAGGAUGAGGUGUGAAAGCGUGUGUGACGUUACACAGUAGUGUGUCUUCAGUACUGCACUAGUUCAGCACUCAGCACUCAGCACUCAGCACUGCACCUGAUUGGCUCCUCCGGGCCGUGUGUUAGCGAGGAUUCAGCGUGUUCCUCUGGACAAAUCACUGACUGACUGUUGACACUUUUGUCUUUGACCUAUUUCGUGUUUGCACUUUUUUAUGGUGGUGUUUUUAAGGCAUUUGGAGUUGAUGUUAAGAAUGUUUUUGUUUUCUUUAUUUCCUCUGUGUGACUGACGUCUCGCUUCUCUCAACAUCCUGCUGCAGAAAUAAACCAUGUAUUUCUCAA
This is a messenger RNA of Tachysurus vachellii, 3083 nucleotides long. RefSeq names its product solute carrier family 15 member 4 (gene slc15a4). Gene Ontology annotation, molecular function: transmembrane transporter activity. The record is from RefSeq and is a predicted model, not a curated record. Gene Ontology annotation, cellular component: membrane. The transcript is spliced from 9 exons. Gene Ontology annotation, biological process: oligopeptide transport; transmembrane transport. NCBI's taxonomy places the organism in Eukaryota, Metazoa, Chordata, Actinopteri, Siluriformes, Bagridae. Bases 281 to 2011 code for a protein of 576 amino acids.